Sciurus carolinensis (gray squirrel) is the source of this 1141-nucleotide messenger RNA. Its product is annotated as sialic acid-binding Ig-like lectin 9. Gene Ontology annotation, molecular function: sialic acid binding. Gene Ontology annotation, biological process: cell adhesion. Lineage: Eukaryota; Metazoa; Chordata; Mammalia; Rodentia; Sciuridae. The transcript is spliced from 5 exons. Gene Ontology annotation, cellular component: plasma membrane. Bases 1 to 1005 code for a protein of 334 amino acids. The record is from RefSeq and is a predicted model, not a curated record.
AUGACUAUGGAACACGUGCUGCCAGGAAGUGAAGCCAGAUUGGAGCCCCGGCUGGGAGCCCAGGAGCCCUCUGCCUCCAGGAUGCUGUGGCUGUGGCUGUCCCUGCUGUGGGCAGUGGAGUGCGCCUGUGGAGAGGGGCUGUGGAGGAUGCCCCAUGACGCCCCUCGGACUCCCUGGGGGUGCAAUGCUAAGGAUCCGAGCUAUGGGCUGGAUGCAUUGCCGUCCGUGACGGUGCAGCAGGGUCUGUGUGUGCUGGUGCCCUGCAACUUCUCCUACCCCAACUCAGGGCCUGGCAAUGUCUCUGGCUACUGGUUCCAUGAAUGGGCUGAUACAGACCACGACUCUCCAGUGGCCACAAAUGACCCUGUUCGGAGUGUGCAGGAGGAGACCCAGGGCCGCUUCCUCCUCCUUGGGGACCCAACAACCAAGGACUGCUCCCUGAGCAUCAGAGACGCACGGAACAGCGACACCGGGUCGUACUUCUUUCGGAUGGAGAAAGACAAUGUGAAGUGGAAUUACUGUGCAAACCGAGUCUCAGUGAACGUCACAGCCCUGACCCACAGCCCCGACAUCCUCCUCCCUGGGACCCUGGAGUCUGGCCGUCCCAGCAACCUGAACUGCUCUGUGCCCUGGGCCUGUGAGCAGGGGACGUCCCCCACCUUCUCCUGGGAGGGGACCUCUGUGUCCUCCCUGGGUGCCAGCAUCAUCCACUCCUCAGUGCUCACGCUCACCCCGCGGCCACAGGACGACGGCACCUACCUCACCUGUCGGGUGACGUUCCCUGCAGCUGGUGUGACCACAGAGAGAACCAUUCAGCUCAAUGUCACCUGGAAGUCGAGGCCCGUGGCCCAGGAGGUCCUGGGGGCCAUCGGGGUGCUGGCUGUCAAGAUGGUGCUCCUCGGCCUCUGCCUGGUCUUGCUCAGAGUGAGGUCCUGCAGGAAGAGGGCAGCGAGGCCAGCGAGGCCAGCGAGGGGUGUGGAGCGUGGAGACGCUGUCACGGGUUAGUCCAGGUCAGUGACCCAGCGUCUCACCAGGCCCAAGCCCCGGGACCCCUCCCCGCCAUGGUCCUGGAUGGCCAGCUCCCAUGACCACGGGCAACACCCUGUCCCCGUCCUGAAGCCCCCACUUCCUGCUGGGGUCC